Ectocarpus sp. CCAP 1310/34 is the source of this 1567-nucleotide messenger RNA. The record is from the annotation of a GenBank genome assembly. NCBI's taxonomy places the organism in Eukaryota, Phaeophyceae, Ectocarpales, Ectocarpaceae.
AGCAGCAGCCCGCACACACAGCAUUAUGGCGAAAAGUAAGAGCAAGGAGAGUCAUAGAGGGAGGGAAAGGGAAAAGUCAUCAAAAAAGAGGCGGAGGGAAAAGGAGGAGAGCAGUCCUUCUGCGGAAAGACAGAAAAAGAAAAAAAGUAAGGACAGCAAGCACAGCAGCAGCCGGAGCCGAAAUGACCGCCGGAGCGAGAGGGGGGGCGACAGGAAGAAGAAAAGCAGCAGCAGCAGCCACAGCAGCAGCAGCAAGAGUAAGGGAAAGAAAAAGAUGAAAGAGCGGAAGGGAGAUGCAACAGAGGAAGGCAGUGGAAAGCAAAGCAUCCAAGCCGAAAUCCAGAUCAGCGAGAAGGACUACUUCAUCCGCGCGAUGGAGUUCAAGGUGUGGCUCUGCCACAAGAAGGAGACGCUCUUCGAGGACCUCACCUCAGACGAGUCGCACGAGCUCUUCGACAAGUUCGUCAAGGACUGGAACAGGGGAAAGCUCGACCCCCACUUCUACGAGGGUCGCCUCCCCGACGAGCUGAUUGCCCGGACAAAGAAAACGCAGCACAGAUGGGGGUUUGUGAACAGGUUGAGCGACCGGGAUCAAAUGCAGCUGGAGCUGGCCAAUGACUCAGUCCACUCCAGCACGGAGAAGGUCAAAGGGGCCACCAGCAACGUCCCGGUCCUACCGAUUGGGUCGGCCGCAACAGCUCCAGGGCUGGUGGUGAAGAAGCAGGCCGACGGCCGUGGCGGGGACGGGGAAGGUAGAGGCGGCGGCGGCGGGAACGGGAGCGGGCGCAGGACGGAGGCGAAGCGGGAGCGGCGGCAAGAGCGGGAGAAGCACGCGGUCGUCCUCGACGAGAUCGCUCCGAAGGAGACGGGCCGACAGGCGGUGUUGGACAAGCGCCGCGUGGUCGGUGCAAGAACACACGCUGCGGCGAAGGAGAGGGAAGACGCCGCGGACGGCUUGGACAUGAAGGAGUCGGACACCAUGGGCGGGUCGGACAGCUUCCGCGAGACCCUCGCGCGAGCCCAGCACGGGAAGCAGCGGCGACAGAUGGCAAAGACGGAGCACCUGCAGGGACUAGCCGCGAAGGAAGAGGAGAAACGCGCGGCUUUCAUGGCGCAGAUGGGCCUCAAAGCGGGCCAGAAAAUUACGAUUCAGCCGCGCAGGGACGGGUGACGAGGAAGAGAGGACGGGGCCUGUUGGUAGUGUAGUCUUCGUAGAAAUAUUCUAAGUACCAUGCUGUAGAAGAGGGUUUCUCGUUCAAUGCUCAGAUCGAAAUCUGAGCUUGCCAGAGAAAAAAAAUACUGCAAGGAUGCCAUGUGUCGUGGCGAUCUUGUUGCGGGUGCGAUCGCGUAUGUGCCGUAGGCGGUUUUGUUCGUUCCCGUCGGUGAAACUGCGCGGAAAAGCAAUCGUGAUUUUCAUUGUCGUUUGUUUUCGAUCCUUCCUGCUCGAAUGCAAUCGCUCGCCGCUUUUCUACGUACGUAUGUACUCCCCACGGCGAUGUUGCCCUUCUCACGUUGUAGAGUCCUCCGAGUUUUUUUUUUUUUUGUCUACACUUCAAAUCAGCGCUCA